Messenger RNA from Centruroides sculpturatus (bark scorpion), 1131 nucleotides. RefSeq lists its product as uncharacterized. Gene Ontology annotation, molecular function: RNA-DNA hybrid ribonuclease activity; nucleic acid binding. NCBI's taxonomy places the organism in Eukaryota, Metazoa, Arthropoda, Arachnida, Scorpiones, Buthidae. The record is from RefSeq and is a predicted model, not a curated record. The transcript is spliced from 2 exons. Bases 1 to 1131 code for a protein of 376 amino acids. Gene Ontology annotation, biological process: DNA replication, removal of RNA primer.
AUGAACGACUGCACCAUAAAAAUCGAAAAGGCCAUCAAAUACUUAGGGGUUCUGCUAGACUUCAGGCUCACGUGGGACAGUCAUAUAAAACAUGUGACCUCACGAACUGGACUUAUAAUGAAUAUGUAUGCACAAGUGGCUAAAAAGAACUGGGGACUGGGUUCCAACGCCAUGUCUAUCAUAUAUGACUGUGUUUUUCUUCCGGUAAUCACCUAUGCGUGCGGCUCUUGGGGCUGGGCAUCUCAAAAGGUGCACAGCAAACGCAAAUUAAUUUCCUCUCAAAGGCGAGCCCUGCUCUUGAUAACACGAUCUUUUCGAACAGUGAGUAAUACGUGCUUACAAGUUUUAGCGAAGAAACUCCCUAUAGAUCUGACCAUUCGUGAAAAAGAAAAAUUUCACCACAUUAAGUGGGGGAAGGAAAUCACUGUUAAUACAGCUGUCUAUAAUCAAGAGGAUAUUGAAUGGAACUACCCUUAUAGGGACACCCUCUUCCCUACCGGACAGGGUAUCAGGUUGGAACGUGAUCUUGGGGAUUCCUGUAUAGAUGUUUUCACCGAUGGAUCUAAAAUCGAGGGAAAUGUUGGGUGCAGUUUCGUGGUUUAUAAUAAUAACAAUGAAGUUAACAACGAAAUUUAUAAACUUGAUAAUAUGUGUUCCGUAUUUCAGGCGGAGCUUUUCGCCAUUGGAAAGGCUAUCGAAUUCAUUAAUAGAAAUUACACCAACAUCUCUGCUACCGUCCAUACGGACUCUCUUUCUGCAUACAACAUCCUGUUAAGCAACAAGUUGCAUCCUUUGGCAGAAUCAAUAAGGAACGACAUAAGACUAUCGGAUUGCAAGAUACACUUAAACUGGGUGAGAGCCCAUCAGGGCUUAGAAGGUAACGAAAGGGCCGAUCAAUUAGCUAAAACUGCAACUACCAUCAAUAAUGAUCGGAUAACCUAUAGUAAACUCAGCCAGCAGUCUCUAAGAAAACUACUUCUACAGGAUACCAUUAGGAUAUGGCAAGACAUGUGGGACAGGAACUCCGAUCACAUCACUUACAGUUUUAUUCCUCACCUGGAUAACUACAUCAAUUUUAACUGGUACAUGCUGGACUUCUAUACGAGCCAAAUUAUGUCUAAUCAUGAUUAA